Molecule: messenger RNA, 752 nt
Organism: Nestor notabilis (Kea)
Lineage: Eukaryota; Metazoa; Chordata; Aves; Psittaciformes; Psittacidae
Product: nitric oxide synthase, endothelial-like
Biological process (GO): nitric oxide biosynthetic process
Molecular function (GO): FMN binding; nitric-oxide synthase activity
Source: RefSeq, a predicted model, not a curated record
GUGCUGCCGCUGCUGCUGCAGAGCCCCGAGGAAUCCCCUGAACUCUUCCCCCUCCCACCAGAGCUGGUCCUCGAGGUGCCUCUCCAGCACCCCACUGAAUCCCUCUGGAAGGACAAGGCGGCGGUGGAGGUGAACAUCGCCGUGUUGCACAGCUACCAGGUGGCCAAGGUGACCAUCGUGGACCACCACGCAGCCACCGAGUCCUUCGUGAAGCACAUGGAGAAUGAGCUGCGGACGCGAGGGGGGUGCCCGGCUGACUGGGUCUGGAUUGUGCCCCCCAUCUCAGGCAGCCUCACCCCAGUCUUCCAUCAGGAGAUGGUCAACUACCAGCUCUGCCCAACCUUCCGCUAUCAGCCUGAUGCGUGGAAAGUCUAUGUGUCCAAAGGCACCACUGUCACCAGGAGAAAGACAUUCAAGGAGGUGGCCAAUGCAGUGAAGAUCUCGGCAAAGCUGAUGGGACACAUGAUGGCGCGACGCGUCAAGGCCACCAUCCUCUAUGCCACUGAGACUGGCAAAUCCCGGACUUAUGCCUGGAAUCUCACGACCCCAAGGUGGCCCCGUAUCCUGCUCCCCAUGCAGGUGCUGUGCAUGGAUGAGUACGACGUGGUGUCCCUGGAGCAUGAGACCCUGGUGCUUGUGGUGACCAGCACCUUUGGCAAUGGAGAUCCCCCUGAGUGUGCAGAGAGCUUCUCCAAGGCGCUGAUGGAGAUGACUUCACCGUACACCAGCACCUCCCAGGCUGAGCCACCCAU